Molecule: messenger RNA, 351 nt
Organism: Dichotomopilus funicola
Lineage: Eukaryota; Fungi; Ascomycota; Sordariomycetes; Sordariales; Chaetomiaceae
Exons: 3
Coding region: 1-351 (116 amino acids)
Source: RefSeq, a predicted model, not a curated record
AUGGUUGAGGGGACAGAAGUCAAAGAGGCUGCGGCCACCAAGCCACUUGGCAUGCGGAAAAAUGGCAAGCAAUGGCACGCACCAAAGAAAGCUUUCCGCCCAACCUCCGGCUUGACAUCAUAUGCGAAGCGUGCGAAGGAUCGAAUUUCCCAGGCCGCAACGAAAACGAAGGAGAAGGAGCUAAAAGAAGAGAAGGAGGCUGAGCGACAGAAACGGAUAACUGCCCUCAAAGAAAAACGCGCGGCAAAGGAGGAGAAGGAGCGAUACGAGAUGCUGGCUGCGAAGAUGCACAAGAAGCGGCUAGAGCGGUUGAAGCGCAAGGAGAAGCGCAACAAACUCCUCAACUCAUGA